Messenger RNA from Chionomys nivalis (European snow vole), 3980 nucleotides. It is a transcript of the gene Pnma8a, whose product is annotated as PNMA family member 8A. Bases 252 to 1550 code for a protein of 432 amino acids. The record is from RefSeq and is a predicted model, not a curated record. The transcript is spliced from 3 exons. NCBI's taxonomy places the organism in Eukaryota, Metazoa, Chordata, Mammalia, Rodentia, Cricetidae.
GCGCUCUUCAACGCCAACGCCAGGCCAGCUCGGUGGGGCUCAGGGGGAUCAAGGCCGUUUGACCCGUGUAGACUGGAGCUGGAGCCGGGCAUAGACACAACUUCCUGGCUCUUUGGGGCUGGGGCCUGCUCUCCGCAAUCUAGCCUCCUGUCCUUGGCCGGCCAGAACAUCCCCGUGAACCAGCAGCGCUCCAGACUCCAGGAAGGGGCCAGGGCCGAUUGCACCAUAUCCGGUACACGUAGAGCAGGAAGAUGUCGGAGCCCAUGGCGAUGAGCUUGCUGGAAGACUGGUGCCGGGGCAUGGGACUGGACAUCCACAGGUCCCUAUUGGUUACUGGUAUUCCUGAGCAUUGUAGUCAUGCAGAGAUCGAGGAGACCUUGAAUGGGGUCCUCUUGCCACUGGGCACAUACCGUGUGGUCAACAAAAUUUUUUUGCGGCAGGAGAACGUCAAAGCUGCGCUUGUUGAGGUUAGCGAGGGUGUGAACCUGAGCUCUGUACCCCGCGAGUUCCCGGGGAAGGGUGGUGUCUGGAAAGUGGUCUGCAGAGACCCCACCCAGGACGCUGAGUUUUUAAAAAAUCUGAACGAAUUCCUGGAUGGCGAAGGGCGCACUUGGGAGGACGUGGUACGUCUCUUGAGGCUCAACCAGCAUCCAUCAUCCCCGAACCCAAACCAGCCUCCACCGAACUGGGCAGAAGCCAUGGGGCUGCUCCUGGGCGCCGUGGUACAGGUUAUCUUCUACAUGGAUGCAGAAAUCCGUAAUCGGGAGGAAGAAGCGAGGGCCGAGGAGGCCAAGCUGAUGGCGACUUGGGCGUCAACAGCAAGGAGACCGGUAAAGAAGGAACCCGGACUGGCUGUAGAGGUGGGCUCGACUUUCAAGAUGGAGGACCGAAACUACUGGAAGACUGCAGAGGACCGUGGUGACUCUCCAAAACCUCUGUUUCGCCGGACUGGAGGUAAGAUUCGCUCCAGGAGAAGGAAGCAGAAAAAAAAUCCUAAGCAAGAACCAAUAUGCUGGAGAAAACCCCAAGGCAACAAUUACAAUAAGGCGAAUUUAGAAGGCGCUGAAGCUGCAGCUGCCCGAAACUCAGAGAUCCCGGAGUCUGUCAAGAACAACAAAAAACCCUUUGUGAAGCAGGAGGAGACAGUUUGGAAGAAGAAAAGAGUCUGGAAGGAUCCCAACGAUCUUCCUCGGCGUUCACGGGCCACAGCAGAGGGCCCUGGGAAUCUGGAGGACUCAGAUCAAGAAGGUGGUCCUGAGAGCCCUCCAAAGAAGAAAGCCAUGACCUGGGCCACAAAUAAGAUCCCUGCCCCCAUGAGGAAGAAGAAGAAGAUGGGCGUGGGCUCUCUCUCUUAUGUUCUGAUUGAUUCUGAAGUUACCAAGAACACGCCCGUGAUUCCCAAGAAAGGGCCUGGUUCUAGAAGGGCCAUGUUGGUUCAAAGGGCUCCUCGGGGGCCCCAACCUGCUAAUGCACCUGCUUCAGCUUCCGGUGCUCAGAAGACUAAGCCAGGAGGCUUCUCUCAUGUCUCCAAAGAUUCCAGAAAGCUAUGAUUUGGGGAACCCUGCACCUGAGGAGGUGGAAGAGCAUCGAGAAAGAAGUUUCGAGUUGGAAGCAGACUUUUUCUUUGUGGUUGAAUGAAAUAUGACUUUGGACUCUGUAGGGGCCUGUUAAGUGUGUGUGCUCUGACCCGCACAGGUAACGAUGUAAGGCCUUAGGAGGUGUGUGUGCUGGGGUAACUCUGUCCUUUCCUCAGGAGGAGCUUCUUUUCAUCUCUGCUCACCCUCAAAGGCGGAAGAGGUGAUAAGUAGCUUUGGAAAAUGCUAGAACAUUCUUUCCCUUUUACCCACAAGAGGGCUCUUGGUUAUGUUUAUCCACAUUUAGCCUUUAUCUUCCUCUACCCUCUGAUUUUUCUUCUGGAGGCCCAGCCCACUUGUAGAGCCUGAAGUCCAGAAGGGCAGGUGGCCAUUCUGUCCCUUGUGCUAUAAGCAUUCGGUAAGUCAGGCCUUGCUCUUCGAAGCUUGCUUCGUGUACUUCAACUUUGAUCCUUCAGCAGCCUAGCCAGAAGUUGGCUAGGUCCCAAGAGUUGGUUCUGGAGAAAACCCAAACAUCUGCUUGCCCUUGAAUUCUUCAGAUUUCAGAGUCUUUAAAAAAAAAAAAAAAAAAAAAACGGAUGGCAGGGGAGAUGACUCAGAGGGAAAGAGGGCUUGCAGUGUAAACACAGGGACCUAAUUUCUAAUCCUUAGGACUCAUGUGAAAAGGUCCUGCGUGGCUGCCUGUGCCUGUAACACCAGCAUCGGUGGUGGAGACAGGUCAAUCCCAAGGACUUGCUGGCCAGCCCCCCCAUCUGAGCCGGUGAGCUUCUGGGCAGGGGAACCCCCCAGUGAGGAGCUGGGGGCGUGGCCAAUUGGCAGAGCUCCUGCCUAGCAUAUGCAAGGCCCUGGGUUUAAUCUCCAGAACCAAUAAAAAACAAAAUGGAAUAAAAACAGCACUUUAGUUCCCAAAUGGAGUGAUGCCCCUCUCAGAAAGCCUGCAGGGGAGAGGAGAGGUUGGUAGAGAAAAAUCAGCAGUUAGCUCAAAUUCUGUUGACCUCUUAGAGACCCCCUAUCAUUGAGGCUUAAGUCAGAUGUUCACAUUAUAGGAAGAAAGGGAAAAUCUCUUUUCAACAGUUUCUUUUAAAUGGACAGAAUUCUGUCUUCUAAAUUUAGUGCCAUUAAAUCUGACCAUGCUGCCCUGUACCUUCUGUGUGUGUGUGAAGGAGAGAGAAUGGUGUCUUCACCAUCUGUGGUUUCUAAGCUACAUCCUGGGGACUCUUUUUUUUUUUUUUUCAUGUUUAGAAGCACGAAAGAGAUGCUGGAGAUACGACUCAAAGAGAAAAGGGACAGGGGCUUGCCACCAAGUUCGAGUCCCUGGGUUCAAUCCCCAACACCCACAUAGUGAAAAAAGAGAAGCAACACCCGUGUUAGCCUCUGAUCUCCACAAGUACGCCCCCAGGAAAUAAAUACAAUAAAACAUUUUAACAUUCAGAAGAAGCAGCUGUGGUGACACGUGGCUGUAAUCCCAGCAUGUGGAGACUGAGGCAGGAGAAUUGUUAUGAGUUCAAGGCCAGCUUGGGCUAUAGAGUGAGACCCUGCCUCAAAAUAAAUAAGUAAAUAAGAACAUUUUGUUUAAAGUGUAGAAAAAUGAAAACUCAACUGUGUUGUGAUCCAAAAUAUUCCCUUGUGUGUAUAGGAUAACUGUAACUAGCCAUUCACUCUGUAUUUUGUAUAUAGUUGUAUUUUUCUGUGUGUGUGUGUCCAUCUGUGCAUGUGCGUGUAUGUGGAGGCAGAGGGUUUCUUUGGGUGUCACUCCUCAGCCACCACCCACCUUUUUAUGAGACCCAGUCUCUCACUGUCCUGAAACUGGCUAGGAGGCUGGUGGGGCAGUGGACCCCAGGGAUGCCCCCCUCCCGCCCCCAGCACUGGGGCUAUAAGCCUGUGCUACAACGUUGACUUUUUUGUUUGUUCUGGGGAUCAAACUCAGAUCAUUCCUCUUGCAACAUAGUUUUCUAAUGAGGUGUCGGGUGUGUGUGUGUCUCCUCCCUCCCCCACUCUCUAAGUUUCUUGUAGGUGUGAACUUUGAGGAGAAAGGUCGGAAGGGAGUGGAAGGGAUUUGGUCCCCUGCAUGUCCUGUAACACAAUAUCCAAAAUGAGUCUGCGCCUGUGUGUUUCGCUUUCCUGUUCAGCUGUGACAGAGCUAACCUUGCUAACCUGUGCUAACCUGGUACACAGUGGGCUUUCCGUCCUGGACUGCCAGCCCUCGUGAGUUUUCAUGCCCUUUUCCCAACUUCAGAUUUCUUGAUCCAGAAACUGUGAUCAGUUGUUAAACAUUUGUCAGUGAAUCAGUCAGCCGCCAGCCGCUUUUCCUAUGAUAAUCCUUCGUGGACGUAGCACAUUGAUACAACGAUCAAUGACUGUAAAUGUGUGAGUGUAAAAUAAAGUUGU